UGCCAAGAGCGUAAACCAAGUUGAUCAAAGAUUUCACGCACCCCAUUCCUUAUAGGCAACAUCAUCGCAGACCAUGUCCCAAAAAGACUCCAAAGAAAUAUAACAGCCAAACUUAUAGUCUCCACAAGCAUUAUACAACUUCGUAGCGACUUUCAUGCGGCGAAUUUCUUCGUUGUGGCUAAUGGCGCUCCAAUCAGGUAUCCAAGACGGGAGAUCCCCCCCCUGUUUUUCGACCAAGGUCUCCGCAAAGUACGUCAAGGCUUCUAGCUGCUGCUAUAAUGUUUUGAACGACCUGAGUAUAAACCCAAGGGGUUGCCACACGACAAUUGGGGGAGAUGCCGAGGCUGACAGGUACAAGACCAAUAAGUGCAUAUGCAAAUCUUGAAUGCUCCGAGCUGCACGAAUGAAUAGCUCUAAUAGAGCCACUGAACAGCUAUUUUAGAUAAGAGCCCUUUUUGAUAUUAUGACCUCUUGGAAAACCCACAUGCGGUUCCACCAUCUACCCAAUGGCAUCAUCCGAAGAUCUUCAAAUAUUGCCUGCAAUACCCUGUUUUUGAGGGAUGGAAAUGCCCGUAUGUGUUGAUUUUCUUGUUGGGCAAACAAGCUAACGAGGUAAAAGACGCCGAAACCUUUGAAUAGGUUAUUAAUAUACAUAAUAUGCAUAGCACUACAAGAACC
Daldinia decipiens is the source of this 678-nucleotide messenger RNA. RefSeq lists its product as uncharacterized. Bases 155 to 385 code for a protein of 76 amino acids. The record is from RefSeq and is a predicted model, not a curated record. NCBI's taxonomy places the organism in Eukaryota, Fungi, Ascomycota, Sordariomycetes, Xylariales, Hypoxylaceae. The transcript has 2 exons.